GAGUCGGUAGACUCUCUAUAUAGGGACGACACGGGUGAAAUCUCACGUGAUCCGCGUACAAAACGACUAAAAUCUCGGUGAGAAUCACUCCCUAGGCCUUCAAAACAUACUAGCAAUAGUCUACGGGCCCAUAUCUACCUAUACAUGUCCCCCAAGACCUCAUACGCACCUUCAGUCGUCCACGCGAGAAUUCGCUCAUACGCGAUUUCACGAUUUUCGUGUCAUCAUCAUAUUCUUCAUCUUCUUCUUCUUCUUCUUCAGACCCGCUAGCUCCUUACCGGAAGCACUUGAAGCGUUGAUUUUUUCACAGAACGUCUCCGAAUUUGCCGGAGGUGUGCAUGCAUAUCAAGCGAUCGUUUCUUUCUUGCCGCAAGUCACUACGGUAGAUCGUUGAGCUCUUCCUCGGUAGUCACUGAACAACGCCAUUUGUUGCUAACUCAGCAUCAGUGAGCCGCAUGCGCCGAGGAGGGCGUUUCCAAUGCGGCGCGCGCGCAUUUUGUCUCGUAAACCUGGUCCACGAACGAGACUAAGCCAGGACUGGAUGCCUUCAGAGAAAACUACUCUCAUCCUUCGGUGCCUUCUGAACAUUCUCUGCUUCCCGAUCAAAAACAACACUGGAGAUGUGGUAGGAGUUGCUGAGUUGUGCAACAAAGUUGGAGGGAACUUUUUCACCAAAUAUGACCAGGAAUUGGCAGCAACCUUCUCAGUAUACUGCGGAAUCAGUCUUUACCAUGCUACACUAUACCGCAAACUUGAGAUAACACAGACCAACAGCAAGCUCUCCACUGAGCUCAUGUUGUACCACAUGCAGGUGUCGACAGAGGAGGUUGAAAAAUUGGCCACCAAAGACAUUGUGGAAUGUACUGAGUUCAGCGAAGCCAUUGCAACCUUUACCUACACACCCCGAUCCAUCCCUGAUGCAAGAACUGCAGAGGCAGUGAUUAGCAUGUGUUCUGCUAUGGGCCUAACUCGACGGUGGAAACUACAACCAAGCACACUUGCCAAGUUCAUUCUGAUGGUUAAACGUAGUUACCGGGACCCACCCUAUCAUAAUUGGUACCACGCCCUCUCUGUGGCCCACUUUUGCUACGUGCUCCACCAGCGCUGUGACAACCUCUCCUUCCUGACAGACCUGGAGGUCCUGGCUCUCUUCUUCUCCUGCCUCUGCCACGACAUUGACCACAGAGGAACCAAUAACUCCUUCCAGAUAUCCUCUAAAUCUGUUCUAGCAUCUCUGUACAGUUCUGAAGGCUCAGUUAUGGAGGUACAUAUGUAAUGUGGCUAUGUAUGUAUGCAUGUGGUUUAGGCCUGAUUGGUUGUCCUCAGACAUUACAUAACGACUCUGCCCCUGUUGGGAAAAACACUACACAAACACAAUACCCUGAACUGAAACCAACAAUACCCACAGUAAAAACAGUCCUCAGUUGCCCAAAUUACCAUCACCUAUUGGUUCCCCCAAUUAUCAGAGUAUUCAAAUGAAACCCUGAGCAAAAAAUGAUGUUUCUCUUUAAUGGUGUAGGGGAAAUAUUAUGCGUCAAAGGUAAAAUUUUAGUAGCUGUUGAAAAGGA
Messenger RNA from Geodia barretti, 1568 nucleotides. The record is from the annotation of a GenBank genome assembly. NCBI's taxonomy places the organism in Eukaryota, Metazoa, Porifera, Demospongiae, Tetractinellida, Geodiidae.